AUGUCGCAGGAUCACCCGUCGGUGAACUCGCGUUUUACACCGAAGUCUUAUGCCACGCCAAGGAGACAUCACAAAUAUGAUACAGAUGAUUUACCAUCGCAGCCUAUCAAAAUUGGCUACCAAAAAGUGACCCUGGACAUUGAUUUGGCUGAGCAAUCAGUGUUGGGAGAGACUGAAUUGACUGUUCUUCCACUCAGCUCUAGCGUGAGACAGGUUAAAUUAGACUGCAGAGGGAUGCAGAUAAAGGAUGUCACAGUGAAUGGUAAAAAGGCAAGUUACCAUUACGGUGACUUUUUUCAAAACGAUGAGUAUCUCAAUGACACUGAAAACCCCGUGCUGGCCAAUUAUAAAUACAACCCAAACUAUGAUACACAUUCGGAAGUUGUAAAGCUGCAGCAGCAUCAUUUCUAUAGGUCGAUGUUCUAUCCACUGUUUUCAGAUCAGAACAAUCAAGGGAAUCCCUCCUCGUCAUACACAGAGAACACAUCAGAAUUGAUUGUGUAUGUCCCAGAUACUAUCAAAUUGAGGCUUCAUGACCCAACAUCAAAGCAGACUUUUUCACCCAACGUCAACUCUGCCAGGUCGCACACACCUUUGACAACCAAUGCUAUGAUGAGCUCUGACAAAGUAUACACUCCAUUGAAUAUCAAAAUCAGCUAUCUGAUCAGGAACUCGAAAAAUGGAUUACUUUUUAAUGGAGGAAACGGCACAACCAUCCCGAAAGAUCGGUGGUUUUGCUACACCUCGAAUAACGACCUGGGUUGCAGUGCUAGCUCGUGGGUUCCUUGCAUAGACAACUUCUACGAAAAACCUGCGUGGGACAUAAAUAUAAUCAUACCCAAAACAGUAGGCGAUAUAGGGGAGACCAAACUGGUUGGCUCUGAUGAGGCCAAGAAGGCUUUAAGAAGAAUGGAAACUGAAGAAGAUGAAAUGGACGACGAACAAGAAGAGCGCAAUGAUACUCCAUUGGUAGUGGCGGUUCCAGAUCUGAUUGGUGUCAAAGAAUCGCCCUCUCCUCUGGAUGUUGGCAAGAAGGUGAUUAACUUUCAAUUUUACAAUCCAGUGUCGGCUCAUCACCUGGGCUUUGCCGUGGGAGCGUUCGACAGCUGCCCAAUUUUGGACGUUAAACCAGGUACUGAUGAGUUGGUUCCUUCCAAUGCCCUGGCAAAUAUCGCUGAAAAUGACAUUAACAAUGCCAAGAACUUUUCUGCUGAAUCCAACUCGAAUAAGGUACCGACUAUGCUUUAUUUCUUGCCUGGUCGCAAGGAAGAAGUUUUGAACACAACAGUUGCAAUGUACAAAAUAUUUGAUUUCUACUCUAAAGAAUUUGGCUCAUUCCCAUUUCCCAGCUACACCAUGGUCUAUGUCGAUGACAUGGCGUGCGAUUCUUGUGCAUUUGCUGGUAUGACAAUCAUGUCUUCAAGAUUGCUCUAUAGUCCCAAACUGAUAGAGCCUAUCUUUGAUGUGACCGAAAAGCUAGCUGUUGCUCUAUCUGAGCAGUAUUCCGGCGUCAACGUUCUUCCAAAAUCGUUGAAUGACUUCUGGCUGGUAAUUGGUAUCUCAUACUUCAUGGCAGGUCAGUUUUUGAAAAAGCUCUUUGGUGUCAACCGAUACAGGUACGAAGUCAAACUGCGCACUGAUUAUCUUUGUGAAAUCGAUGUUGGGAAAAGGCCUUUAGCCAAUCAGUUGUUUCGCUUUCCGAUCAACCUCUCCCAGGAUAUGGAAUUCAUAAGGCUGAAAGCUCCUUUGGUAAUGUUCAUUUUGGAUCGCCGAAUGACAAAGACUGAUAAGUCAUUUGGGCUGUCUCGCGUCAUUCCCAAGAUUUUUCUCCAAGCUAUGUCUGGGGAUCUGCUGAACGGAAAUUGCUUGUCAACCGCCCACUUCCACCAUGUUUGCGAGAAAGUGGCUCAUCAUAAGCUUGAGUCGUUUUUCCAAAACUGGAUACAUAGUUGUGGAGUUCCAAUUUUCCAAGUGACGCAAAGAUUCAAUAAGAAGAGAAUGUUCAUCGAAAUGAGCAUCCGCCAGAUUCAAAAAAAUAAUAAGUUGGAAGCAGAUGACGAGCUACAAGUGGACAUAAACUCGAAAGAGACCUUGAGGAAACAGCAUCAGAGAGAGCAUUUCGUCGAUGAGGCUAACAAGUUUUUAGCAGAAGAAGAGACUUUUUCUGCACCAAAUGUAUUCACUGGCCCAAUAACUAUCCGUAUUCACGAAGCAGAUGGUACACCGUAUGAGCACAUUGUUGACAUCAAGGAUCCCGUCACCAAAUUGGAUAUUCAAUAUAACACAAAGUACAGAAGGUCCAAAAGAAGAAAAGAAGAAGAUCAAGAAGAAGCGGAGAGAAAGGAAAGAGAAAGAGAAAAGAGAGAAAGGGAUAAACUGAGGAAAGAACGAGAAAAGGACAAAUUGCGCGGCGACGAUGAUGAACCGACGGUGAAGAAGCUGGGAGAUGUGUUCAUGAAGCCGAAAGAUCUAGAAGAAUGGGGAUUUACCGAAAAACAAAAAAUCGAAGAAAACGACUACGAGAUCCUUGGCGACGCAUUCGAAUGGCUGCGUGUGGAUGCAGAUUUUGAAUGGAUUUGCAAGGUCUACAUCAAUUUGAAUGAAAAUAUGUUUGAAUCCCAACUGAGACAAGACCGGGAUGUGGAAGCACAGUUAGAAAGUGUCAAAUUUUUUUCGGAGUCAUUGCACCCUUCGAUCUAUUUUGCAACGGUUUUAAUGAGAACGAUUCUUGAUAAGCGUUAUUUCUAUGGCGUGAGGGCCGAGGCGGCUUUAGGGUUGGCAAAGUUUUCAAAGGAGGAUAACGACCAUCUGGGAAUGAGAUUUCUGCUUAAAGCCUACAAGUACUUUUAUUGUUACAACAAUACCAUAUCCAAAGGAUAUCCUGAGCUGGAUCCAAAUGAGUAUCUACCGCUGCCUAACGACUUUUCUGAAUUCAGUGACUACUUUGUCAUGAAGGCCAUUGUGACUGGCCUGUCAACCGUGACCAAUAAAACUGGUGACAGUCCAAUUGAGUUGAAGAGAAUCAUGCUCAAUAUUUUGAAGUUCAAUGACAAUAAUAAUAACUACUUUGACGAUUCCUUUUAUCUUGCCAACUUCAUUACUUGCUUGACAAAUCUAAUGGUUAGCUCAAAUAAAAAAAUUCCGAGCCACAAUGAAUCUCACGUUGAGAUGGACCAGAGAAAUCUCACAGACCCUACCGAGAAGUUUCUGAUUGAGGCCAUCGUGGAAAUAAAUAGGGCCGCAAAAAUGGACCAAUGGUCUCCCUCCUAUCAUCAUAUUGUGACUGUGACAAUGCUUCAAGAGAAAGUGCGUCUGGCCUUAUCUGGCCUUGUUGAUCUCUCCUAUAUUGACUUGAUUCCAUACACCAGACCCUUCUACGAUGCAGAUAUUAGACUGAAAGCUUUUGAAAGUCUUUUGCUCUUAGGUGGUUUAAAAAAUUCGCACGUCUUGUCGCUAUUCUUCACUACCCUCAAGCUUGAUACCUCUCAUUACCUUCGUCAUCAUUUGGUCCUUGCUCUAAUGCGAGCAGUUGGUACGGCUGCCGUAGAUGGAGUAUUUCCUAAUCUCGAAGAUGAUGAGUUCUUUAGAGCGAAAAAAGGAGGCUCCGAGGAAAAGAAUAAUAACCUCGUCAUUGUUGAAGACAGUGGAGCAGGUAAUGAAAUGAAAACCCGACGCGACCAGCUGUCGCGACUCACCAUGGAAGGAGCGUUGGAGGUUCUUCGCAGGGACUUGAGCAUUGGUACGGGAUUGCGCAAAGAGCUUUGGCUGGCAGUUCAUUCAUGCUUGCUAUCCGUGGGUGCAAAACGAGAUAUAUUUGAUGUUAUAGAGGUCAUCUUUGAAGCCAUUGACUCCUUCAAAGUCACAACAAAACUUCCGAACGAGAGGAAACUGGUUGCUAAGGUCACUGAUGUUAGUAUUGAACCUCAUUCUGAGACGUACAAGGUGACAUUCAAGAGACAAGGAAGACUAAAGAUUCAAAUUCCGACUAUCAAGCUCAAAAUUACUGAUAGUAGUAACUCACGCUCUGUGCCGAAGUCAAAACGAUCCUCUGUUUCGGAACCAUCAUCAGAUCCAAGGUCCUCAAGUGAAAAAUUCGAAAUCAAAUUCAAGUAUAGAAAGUUCUCCAAGCGAAGACGCGUCGCAUACGAUAUCAUUCAAACUGACAAACAAUCACCUCUCCGCUACGUGCGUUUCCAAAUGUUUGAAAACAAAGUUUUGGUUUCCAACGACGAGAAUUUUGGUGAAAUAAGGAGCCUGCCGGUGAAACUAAAAAUCAACCCUGAGAGGCUGCGCCAGCUUAAUCCGGUUAAGAUAGAACCUUGUACUACCCUUUCCGCCCCUGAGCCGGCUCCUGAGUCAAAUGGUCAUUGGCAGAAUGGAGGGGGAGCCCAGAACGAUAAUCUUCAGGAAAUGAAGCAGUGA
Ogataea haglerorum is the source of this 4422-nucleotide messenger RNA. RefSeq lists its product as uncharacterized. The coding region runs from base 1 to 4422 and encodes 1473 amino acids. Lineage: Eukaryota; Fungi; Ascomycota; Pichiomycetes; Pichiales; Pichiaceae. Gene Ontology annotation, molecular function: RNA polymerase II general transcription initiation factor activity; chromatin binding; transcription cis-regulatory region binding. Gene Ontology annotation, biological process: transcription initiation at RNA polymerase II promoter. The transcript has a single exon. Gene Ontology annotation, cellular component: transcription factor TFIID complex. The record is from RefSeq and is a predicted model, not a curated record.